Molecule: messenger RNA, 2256 nt
Organism: Folsomia candida
Lineage: Eukaryota; Metazoa; Arthropoda; Collembola; Entomobryomorpha; Isotomidae
Gene: Pmm2
Product: phosphomannomutase
Exons: 9
Coding region: 1410-2174 (254 amino acids)
Biological process (GO): mannose metabolic process; protein N-linked glycosylation; GDP-mannose biosynthetic process
Cellular component (GO): cytosol
Molecular function (GO): protein binding; phosphomannomutase activity
Source: RefSeq, a predicted model, not a curated record
CAUAUUGUAUGCAUGCACACCUUAAAAAUGCGCGCAGGAUGAGGAGAGAAGAUUAAAUAUAAAUUAUUUCAAGAAAUAUAAUACCACCGCAUUAACACCAUGUUCAGUGACUGGGAAUGGCAUGUAAUGAUAAAGAAAGGAGAUCACAUUUCAUUGGAGGCGAUGAUUGAUACCGUUGGCAAAAAUAAUGAACUUGCUCAAUUAAACACAAGAUGCCAACAUGAAAAGUUUGGAAAAUGGACGCCAUGAACCUCCAUUGCUAACUGCCACCCGAUGGAAAAACCUCACGAUUGUAAAGUUAUUAAUUAACCACGGAGCGGAUUCUACUCAUUCUGGAUUUUAUGGACACGAUGCUAUUUGUCAAGCUGUUAUCGAAAACGCUUUCGAUAUUUUGGAGUACUUUCUCCAGACUACAUGUCAAAACCAUCCUUUAAUACAUGAACCAAAUAAUUGUCCUGUACGGGUUGCUUUAAAAUACGCUAAAUUGCAUCCCAGCAAACUGAAAUGUUUAGUAAUGCUUCUACAAUAUGGAUACACCUGUUCAUGCAUUUCAAGAAUUGGACAAGACGACAAAAUGGAUACGGGUGGAAAAGCAGUAGGGGAAUAUUAUUGUUCGGAAGUUGUAAAUUUUGUGGGUUCUGAGCAUUUUAGAUUGUCCAUUGAGACGCCUGUGACUCUUUUCAACUUGUCACGCAGAAUAAUUCGCCACCACCUUUUCCUAAGCACUAAUAAUUUAGGAAAUAAAGAAACCAUGUUUCAUAAAAUCAUGCAGUUUCCACUUCCCAACAAACUCCACCAAGCUUUACUUUUUAAGGACUACAGGAAUUAUGAAAUAUCUAUAGAGAGCACCUCAGUUAUAAUUUCUAUGAAAAAAUAGUUGUCAUCUUUCACUUAUGUACUCAGUCCAUGCAAAAUCAGUGCAUAAACGCGUAACAAGCUCUCUGCUGCUGAACUUUACUCUAACCCAGAUUUGUCUAACUGGAUCGGAUCGUACUUACUUACAAUGCAUUUAUUUAGACUCCGUGUAACAAGAAUCAUUGAAAUUUCCCACAUCCACCGGGUGGAUUCCACCGAGUGGCAGUUCAACGUAACCAACUGUUUGUCCUGCCAACAUUAUUUUCCCAAGUAAAUGACAAUCGAUGAUUAAAACACGUCAACAGAAACGCAAAUGUUAUCAUUGGACAGUGUAAGUAGUGCAGUGUACGUACGUAGAACUUGUAAAAUCGAUUACAAGUCUCCAAGUAUUGAAAAGAAGCAAAGAGUGAAAGAUAGUAUCUACACACAUACAUAAUUCACAACACGCCAGCCUUUUCAUUGACAAGUGCGGUUGGACCGGAACAAGUUGAAAUUGUAUCAGCCGACAAAUUAUUUCGAGCGUAUCUGGUCACGGUAAACAGACCGAGUUUAAAAUGGGAUCAACAGCUUUAAGUCGGAAUGACACCGUGUUUCUCUUUGACUUGGAUGGAACCUUAACUGAACCAAGACAGACUAUCAGCCCCCAUUUUUAUCAGUAUUUGGUAUCGGAAGUCAAAAAUAAAGUAAGGAUUGGGAUUGUGGGAGGUUCCGACCUGGUCAAGAUUUUAGAACAACUUGGAAAUGGCGAGAAAGCUCUGAAAGACUUUGACUAUGUAUUUGCUGAAAACGGAUUGGUCGCAUACGCCAAUGGUGAGUUGAAGGCUACGCAAUCCAUGUCCAAAGCCAUUGGUGACGAUCAAUUGCAGGAAUUUACCAACUACGUGUUGGGGUAUCUUUCGAAAUUGAAACUACCCCGAAAACGUGGAAAUUUCAUUGAAUUGAGAGCAGGAAUGAUGAACAUUUGUCCGAUUGGGAGGUCCUGUAGUCAAGAGGAGCGUAUCGAAUUUUACGAAUACGACAAGAUCCAUAACAUUCGGGACAAAAUGGUUGAAGAUUUGAGACAACAAUUUUCCCAUACUAACUUGCAUUUCUCCAUUGGUGGACAAAUCAGUAUUGACGUUUUUCCAAAAGGAUGGGACAAAACUUACUCGCUCAACUUUUUUAAAAAUGUUCCAACUGUGAUACACUUUUUUGGCGACAAAACUAGCCCCGGUGGAAAUGACUAUGAGAUAUUUAAAGACGAACGCACCAUUGGGCAUACUGUUACCGGUCCUGAUAACACUGAAUCUAUAAUGCGGCAGUUGUUAGGUCGAUGCUAAAAUAGACUAAAACAAUGUAUUGUAAACGUUUAUGUAUUUGAUGACUUACGAGAUAAGAAAAUAAGAAUUUAUUCAAACACAA